This is a messenger RNA of Funneliformis geosporum, 140 nucleotides long. The record is from the annotation of a GenBank genome assembly. Lineage: Eukaryota; Fungi; Glomeromycota; Glomeromycetes; Glomerales; Glomeraceae.
AAGAUUUAAUAAAUCUUUAUAAUGAAUAUCGUAAAGAAUUCAAAAAUGCUCUGAAUACUGAGCAUGUUAUUAUCUGGGAUGGGAUAGCAACUGAAAUAAACAAUCAUAAUACAGCUCAAGUUACUGGCAGACAAUGCUAA